ACAUAGCAUAGAAAAAAUAUAACAAUCACUUGGUUAAGGAGGGAGCAUGGCACAGUCUAGUGGCAAAGCUUUGGUUCAGUGGUUGGUAGCAGUACUGUUCAUUGCCUUGUUGGGAGGUGCUCAAGCUAUUAGAUUGUGUAACAUAGACACUAGUCAGCUGAAAUCAUGUCGUGCAGCGGCUACUGGUGAACACCCUCCACCACCAGAUAAAAAAUGCUGUGAUGUUGUUCGCCAAGCCAACUUGCCUUGUCUCUGCAAAUACAAGUCUGCUCUACCUCAAUUUGGAAUCAACCCUACAAAUGCUAUAAAGUUGCCAGGUGAAUGUGGUCUGAACACACCUCCUGAAUGUCACUGAAGUGAAGCAAUUGAUGAAGGUCAUGCCCAAUUUUUCAAGCACCUCUUAGUCUUCAAUUAUCUUCCAGUGUUUUGUCAACACUGAAGAAGCUUUAAGACAGUAUCUGAUUUCCCUCAAAUAAAGGUUUAGUUUAUUGUAGUCCAUGUGUUUUGCCCUUAUGUUUACAAGCAGAUGUGUCAUGUGUGGUGUAUCAGUGUCUAGUACAAGAAUACAAGAAAUAUCAGUUUUCUUUUCCCUCCUUGAGUCCUUGUAAACAAGAAUAUAAAGACAUCUAUAUCAUCCCCUUCCACUGCAA
This is a messenger RNA of Lotus japonicus, 650 nucleotides long. RefSeq names its product putative lipid-transfer protein DIR1. Lineage: Eukaryota; Viridiplantae; Streptophyta; Magnoliopsida; Fabales; Fabaceae. Gene Ontology annotation, molecular function: fatty acid binding. The transcript is spliced from 2 exons. The coding region runs from base 47 to 355 and encodes 102 amino acids. The record is from RefSeq and is a predicted model, not a curated record. Gene Ontology annotation, biological process: systemic acquired resistance.